UCCCUUGUCCAUGGCAUCCAAAGUUCACAAAUUGAAACUCAAAAGGAAACUAAUUAUUAUAUUCAAAUGCUUCUUCUUUUUUUCUUCCCUAUAUUUCUGAGGAAAUUCGCCGGUUUAUAGGGCGAAAGCGAGACAUAUGACUCCAUAUCCUGUGACGGUACAGUUCAUCUCUCAAGCAACAAGUAUUGUAGUCAUGAUGAUAGCUGCAAUGCUUCCAGUUCAGUGAUUCUAGCUUUUCUUUUCUUUUUUUUUAGUGUUAGAGUGAAAGCAAAUCGAUUAUCAUUUACAUGGAUUACGAAAGAAUCCAAAAGCCUCAGGGCGGUGGUGGAUUUUCCCCAGCUAAGCUAAGGACUAUGCUAUUAGGAGUUGAAAAGAAACGAAAACAAGAUGAAGAACAAGUUGAAUCUUCUAUAGAUUUAAGAUCUCAACUUUCUCACCUUGAUGAUGAUUCAGGGAAAAGUGGUUCUGAUAGUUGCAAAGAUGUUGAUGUGGUGAGUGUUAUUCCAGAAUGUUCCACUUCCACAACAGCAGAUUCCAUGGCUGCUGUGCAGAAUGGUGGCCAUCGAAGAUCAAAGGAUCAUUCUCUAGGCACUACUCGAAACCGGUUCAUUGAGGAUCAGCCUGGUUUAGAUUAUGACAGUGGACAUGACAAUAUGAGUGUAUCCUCAUCUAUCUUUGAGUUUCAGAAGACCGAACGGGCACUACAAAGGGUUCCCCUUGGUCCGUUUUCUAAGCCGGCUCCAUCUAAAUGGGAUGAUGCUCAGAAAUGGAUAGCUAGUCCUACUGCGAAUCAGCCUAAAACAGGGCAGGGUGGCCAAGGGGUGGGAUCAAGAAAAGGGGGUAAUUUUGGUCAUGGGAAACAGUCGUCUACUAAGGUGGUUCUUGAAGUUCCAGAUCAAAGGAUGGUUCCUUUCGAAGAACCGGAUACAAAAAGGAUUGAUACGAAUCAUGCCAAGAAGGAUGAUGGGUUGCAGAAGUUUGUGAACUGGGAGAGUGAUCCAUACCCGGUAGUGGAUUCAUAUGGGAAGCCUGUACUAUUGAUUGAGAAUUCUGUUGCAGACUCAGCUAUUAGUCUUAGCCGGCAUGAUUCAUCAAUAUCAAUACAUAGUGCUACGACAUUUAUUCCCCCUCCUUCAACAGCUAGAUCAGUAUCCAUGAGAGAUAUGGGCACAGAAAUGACUCCUAUUGUUAGCCAAGAACCUUCGAGGACAGGAACUCCUGUGCGAUCAACAACACCAAUUCGGAGUCCAAAUUCAUCCAUGCCAUCAACUCCCAACAGAGCUGUACCGUCUGUAUCUCCGGAAAAUUCAGAUAAAGACCACUUAGGUUUGAAAAUGGAGUUGUCAGAGAAGGAGCUCCAAAUGAAAACAAGGAGAGAAAUUAUGGUUCUUGGGGCCCAGUUGGGUAAAACAAACAUAGCUGCAUGGGCUAGCAAGGAGGAGGAUAAGGAUGCAUCCACCUCUCUGAAAACUGUAGCACGAGAACAAGCAUCUAAAAGUGUCAUUGAAACCCGUGCAGCAGCAUGGGAGGAGGCAGAGAAAGCCAAGUAUAUGGCCAGGUUCAAACGUGAGGAAAUGAAAAUUCAAGCAUGGGAGAUCCAUCAAAAAGCAAAAACUGAAGCUGAGAUGAAGAAGAUAGAGGUUGAUGUUGAAAGGAUGAGGGGGCGUGCUCAUGAUAAGCUCAUGAAUAAACUAGCCGCUGCAAGGCACAAGGCGGAAGAGAAGCGUGCAGCAGCUGAAGCCAAGCGAAACCAACAAGCUGCAGAAACCGAGCAGCAAGCUGAUUAUGUCCGAAGAACCGGCCGCAUCCCGUAUUUCUGUUGCUGGAGUUGGUGCCCCUGAAAAGAUACAUAUUUUAUUUUUGUUCAGAUCAGUCUGCCCUACCCACGAUGAUUAUAUUCAUCACUUUGUUCACUAUAAAACUGAAAAUAUCACUAUUGGUUUCCACUGGAAAGCUAAACUUUUGUAGUAAAAAUCCCAAACAUCCACCCAGCGAAGUGGGGGAGAAGUAGACGGGGAAGUAGGUGAUGGGGGAUUGAAAUUUAUUUUUGAGGG
Messenger RNA from Hibiscus syriacus, 2054 nucleotides. RefSeq lists its product as uncharacterized. NCBI's taxonomy places the organism in Eukaryota, Viridiplantae, Streptophyta, Magnoliopsida, Malvales, Malvaceae. The record is from RefSeq and is a predicted model, not a curated record. The coding region runs from base 288 to 1841 and encodes 517 amino acids. The transcript is spliced from 6 exons.